Messenger RNA from Suillus plorans, 319 nucleotides. RefSeq lists its product as uncharacterized. Gene Ontology annotation, molecular function: monooxygenase activity; oxidoreductase activity, acting on paired donors, with incorporation or reduction of molecular oxygen; iron ion binding. Lineage: Eukaryota; Fungi; Basidiomycota; Agaricomycetes; Boletales; Suillaceae. The transcript has 2 exons. The annotation marks the transcript as partial. The record is from RefSeq and is a predicted model, not a curated record.
GAUGAUCUUUGGCUACGGAAGGCGCAUCUGUCCAGGACGCUACAUUUCCGAGCUCUCUCUAUGGGCUGCCAUAGUUUGUAUGCUGUCCACUGUUCGGAUCACGAAAGCCAAAGACUCGGAAGGCAAGUAUAUUCCAGUGAUUCCGGAGCAUACUACUGGUCUCGCUGUGUUAGCAGGAGAUUAGGACUCUUGUAGCAUGCCUUCAAGUUAUUGAUCUGAUCCUGAGUUAUGAUGAUACACAAUGGACUACUAGCCCCUAAGAAUUGAAAUGUAGCUCGGUGAACAGCAAGGAGCUAAUCUGUUGAUUUUUGCAACGAGA